Molecule: messenger RNA, 2163 nt
Organism: Stereum hirsutum FP-91666 SS1
Lineage: Eukaryota; Fungi; Basidiomycota; Agaricomycetes; Russulales; Stereaceae
Product: cytochrome P450
Exons: 9
Coding region: 1-2163 (720 amino acids)
Molecular function (GO): monooxygenase activity; oxidoreductase activity, acting on paired donors, with incorporation or reduction of molecular oxygen; iron ion binding
Source: RefSeq, a predicted model, not a curated record
AUGCAACAAUACGGUCUUCCAGAGCCGUUCUCCGUAUUCCUCGUCGUCGUCGUCGCUGUCGUAGUCUAUGUAUUCUUCCCCCUCUUAUCCCUCUUCUUCCACCAGUCCCGCUCGCCACUCCGCCUCCUUCUUGGGCCACCCUCUCCCUCGCUCUUCAUCGGCAAUCUGGUCGCUUUCGCCGACCAAGAAAACACAGAUAUCAUCACCACAUGGUCAACUGCAUACGGCCCAACAUUCACCUACCGUGGCUUUAUUGGAGGAAGGCGGCUGCUCACCACCGAUCCAGCCGCACUCGCCUGGAUCCUAGGCAGAGCCUACGAAUUUCCCAAGCCCGAGUUUGUCCGUGACAGUCUCGCAACAAUGGUUGGAGGGCAUGAUGGGCUUCUAUGUGUUGAAGGCGAGGUCCACAGGCGACAGAACCAAGCCUUCACCACGUCUCAUAUCAAAUCCCUUCUCCCUAUCUUCUGGUCCAAAGCAUCUCAGCUGCGCGACAUCUUCAUCUCUAUCGCUACAGAUCCUUCUUCGCCUUCGUCGGUAACCACUAACGCAUCCACCAAUCCACCGAUGUCUGCCACAUCUCCCACCGUUGAUUCGUUCGCCAUCUUGAGGUCGCUCGAUCCCGUCAGGCCAAGCAAACCCACGUCUCCGGUUGCUGAUGCACCGACAGAAGGGAAGGCGGGCAGUCUGAGAAAGAGGAAACGCAAAGUGGAGAAUCCGAUGGAGCCAGAUGAGAGACGGACAGUACAGACGGAAGCCGCUCGCGAACAUCGCAAUGGCGAUGCCCAGCCCGUCCAUAGUGAAGUCUACGCGAAACACGAAUUGGCUUGCGUGGAUGUCCUGUCUUGGCUCGGAAGGGCCACACUGGAUGUGAUUGGAGAAGCAGGAUUUGGCUACCAGUUCAAUGCUCUCUCGUCACAAGACAACGAGCUUGCCAACGCGUUCGGCGUCAUCUUUUCAACCGCACGAAAAUUCCGCGUCUUCAGCGUUCUCCAGAUAUGGUUUCCUUUUCUACGGCGCUUUCGGCCAAAUAAUGCGAUAAUGCGUAAUGCUCGAGCUACUAUGCAGAGGAUUGGUAUGCAACUAAUAAACGAAAAACGCUCGGCAGUCGAGUCCGAGUAUGCGAAGACAGGCUAUCCCUCUGGAUCAUCUCCGUUUUCCUCAUCAACACCCCUGAGACCAGAAAUCGAAGGCGACAAAACUACGCUCGGCCGAGAUAUCCUCAGCGUCCUUAUUCGCGCAAAUAUGUCUUCGGAGCCCAAACAGCAACUCGACCUCACGGAAGUUCUGUCCACAAUCUCCACAUUUCUAGCAGCCGGUCACGAAACGACAGCCUCAGCACUCACAUGGACACUGUACGCCCUCGCUCGAUCGCCCUCUGAACAACGAAAAUUGCGCCACACCCUCCGUUCAAUAUGUCCUUUUGAUCAUCCGGAUGACGACGCAAGCAACAGAGACUCCGUACCCAGUGCGGAGUUGAUGGCGGCCAUUGAGAAGCAUGAGCAGUUGGACAGAGUGGUGAAAGAGGCGUUACGGUUGCAUGCGCCGAUAGGGAGUACGAUGAGGACAUAUAUGGGAGAGGAGGAGGAGGUCGUUGUCCCGCUUUCUAGAGGCGUCAGGGUCAGAACCAGGACGAGAAAUCCGGGGUGGUCCAAGUCGAUUGGGAAACUAUGUAAAAAGCUAUGGAAUAGAGUGAGCGGGAGCCUAGCGGAGGAGGACCUAGGGCCGGAUGAUUUCACGGUGGAGAGGGGCGUGCGGAUGCGAAGAGGGGAUAUUGUGACUAUUCCUAUUCAGGCUGUGAAUCGGGAUAAGGAGAUAUGGGGAGAGGACGCUAGGGAGUUCAAGCCUGACAGAUGGCUCAAUCUCCCUCCAACAGUCAACUCCAUCUCAGGGUUGUAUUCGAAUACGUUGACGUUCUUAAACGGAUCCCCUGUGGUUGGCAACAGAGCAUGCAUCGGGUAUCGUUUUGCCCUUGCUGAAAUCAAGAUAUUCCUGUAUGUAUUGUUGCGCGAUAUAGAAUUCACGCUCGACGAAAACAUCGUCAUUGAAAAGCGGGUCAACGUUGUAACACGCCCGUUCGUCAAAUCUGCACCGGACCUUGGGAACCAGAUGCCUUUGCGGAUACGAAGGCUCUCGCCUCUGGAAGACGAAGAUCCUGAGCAAUAG